CCCUGUUGGCCGAGCCGGGUUUCCAUGCAGCGGAGGGAACAAGAUGGCGGCGCUCUGGGUGCCGAAGGGAGCUGGAGGGAGGCUGUUGGCCCGGGCGCUGCUCCUGCUCUGCCUGGGAGGCCCCUUCCUCCCGGUCACAGGCGCCACCGGCCAGGCGGAAGGCGGCGCUGAGCCCCCGGCGGCUCCCCACCGGCGGUUCGAGUACAAAUACAGCUUCAAGGGGCCGCACUUGGUGCUGGGGGACGGGCUAGUGCCCUUCUGGCUUCACACCGGCAAUGCUAUUCCCAGUGCUGAUCAGAUAAGGAUAACACCAUCGUUAAAAAGCCAAAGAGGAUCAGUAUGGACAAAAAGCAAAUCAAUAUUUGAGUAUUGGGAGAUUGAAGUGACUUUUCGAGUCACAGGAAGAGGGCGAGUAGGAGCCGAUGGACUGGCCAUCUGGUUUACGGAAGGACAAGGCUUAGAUGGUCCUGUUUUUGGAGCAGCUGACAACUGGAAUGGUGUUGGCAUUUUCUUUGACUCCUUCGACAAUGAUGCAAAGAAAAACAACCCGGCAGUGAUUAUUGUUGGAAACAAUGGCAAGCUUCAUUAUGACCAUCAAAAUGAUGGAUCCACGCAAGCUUUGGCUUCCUGUCAGAGAGAUUUUCGUAACAAGCCUUACCCUGUUCGAGCAAAGAUCACAUACUACCAAAAGAUACUGACGGUAUUUAUAAAUAAUGGCUUUACUCCAGACAAAGAAGACUACGAGUAUUGUGCCAAAGUAGAAAACAUGGUGCUACCAUCUCAGGGAUACUUUGGAAUCUCUGCAGCAACUGGUGGUCUUGCAGAUGACCAUGAUGUCUUGUCUUUCCUGACUUUUCAGUUGACGGAGCCUGGCAAAGAAGUGAAGGAAAUGGUCUUUCUGGAAUUAGACUUGUAUGAGAAGGAGAGUAAGAACAGCUUUCAUGCUAGGCAAAAGAUUUAUCCAAAGCCUCCAGCUGAUACAGAAAUCCCUGAAAAAGACAAAGAGAAGUAUCAAGAACAGUUUGAGCAUUUCCAGCAAGAGCUGGACAAAAAGAAGGAGGAAUUUCAGAAGGAGCAUCCUGAUGUACAAGGGCAGCCCACGGAGGAUCUUUUUGAGACGGUCAGUGAUCGUGAGCUAAGGCAAAUCUUUGAAGGCCAAAACCGAAUACAUCUUGAAAUAAAGCAACUCAACAGGCAAUUAGACAUGAUUCUGGAUGAGCAAAGAAGAUACGUCUCUUCAUUGACAGAUGAAAUUUCCAAAAGAGCACCUGGUGUUCCAGGGCAGGUCUCUCAGCAAGGACUUGAAACUUUUGCAAAAACUCAGGAGGAGGUCCUAAGACAAGUUGGUGAAAUGAAAAAUUCCGUGGGAGAAGCCCUGAGGCUAGUCAGUGGUAUUCAACAUGCUGGGUCAGCUGGUGGAGUUUAUGAAACAACCCAACACUUCAAUGACAUCAAGGAGCAUCUUCAUGUAGUAAAGAGGGAUAUCGAACAUCUAGUCCAAAGAAAUCUGCCAUCAAAUGAAAAACCUAAAUGUCCAGAGCUGCCACAGUUUCCAUCUUGUUUAUCUACAACACAUUUCUUCAUAUUUGUAACAGUCCAAACGUUAUUAUUCAUUGGUUACAUCAUGUAUAGGUCUCAGCAGGAAGCAGCAGCCAAGAAGUUCUUUUGAUGACCAGUUUGCAUUCAGUAGGCAUAUGCAGAGCAUCACAUGAGCUGUGAAGGAGGGAAACUUUAGUGUUGGAAAUGCUUCAAUAUUUUAAAUUACUGAAUUUUUACUGAGUACACUGAAUCCAGGAUGAAAAUCUAAAAUUAACAAUGGAAAUAAUGGCAAAAAUGAGGCAAGUCCUGACUCUGUCCUUAAGCUUCCCAAACAAGCUGGAAUGGUGGCCCUUACUCUACUGUCCUGAUUCUCUUACGUGACUGAGGCCUUGCCCAUACUAAUUUAUUACACUGUCUGGUUUUUGAAGGGUGCGGUCAGGAAUCAGGAAGAUUUGCUGUAAUAUACUUGUUACGUAACUGAUUGGCAGUAUCUGAAAACUACAUUGCCCUUCUGUUUUAGGGAAAGAUGUUGCAAAAUUUUGGCUGAUGCUGUGGGAAAUGUCAGCCAAGUAGAAGUAUGGUGGUGUAGGUCUGCCUUCCUCCCCUCCCCCAAUCGCCAAAUGUGCAGAAGCAGCAGUUACCAGCAGAGGUAUUUAAUUGAGAAGAAGUCCCUGGAACAAUCAAUCCUCAAUGGGAUUUUCUCUUUCAGAGGGAAGACAUCUACAGGAAAUUGUAGUCCUUUCCAGCAUGUUUUGAUAAUAGUUCUUUGUAUUUCUGAUGCUGACCAUACUUUUGCAAAAGUGUUCUUGAAUCUCUCUUCAGAGAAGAGAUCUUAGCUUGCAUGAAUUCAGAAUUUACUUGGCUAGAGCACACAAUGUGAAGGUGGUCUUUUUAAAAAAACAAAACCCGACUGGACAUUGUUAUAAACCAUACAGACGUUGUAAUGAAUCCUUCUGAGUGACACAGCCAUCUCCAGAGCGUUCUGUACAUUAACCCAGGAACACUGCAUGAACACUCUUGACAGCAUUCUUACAAAACCUUCCACUGCUGAUCCUUUCAUAUUUACUAAAUCAGUGUUGUAUUUAAAAAAAAACUACAAGUAUUUUGGCUACCAGCCUUUGUCAUGUAAACAUUCUUAGGAAAGUUCUCAAUCAGAAUAUACUAACUAGUUCCACCUUAUCUCUGGCUUGUCACUUGUACUACCCUCAGGAAUUAUUUUUAAUGUACAUGAAUAAAGCAUCCAGUAUCCUUAAAUUGGAUUCAUAUGUGAUUGGAACUGCUUUAAGUUGGAUGUUUAGCAAAAGGCAACUGUAGUCUACAGGUUUCCAACCUUAUCCACUCCCAGAAGCCCCCGUCAGCAGGGCCAGUGGUAAGGCAUUCUGGAAGUUGUAGUCCAGUUUGUGAUCCAAGAGUAUCUGGGAGAUCCACAGUUUGGGAAUGACUCUUCUACCACAAUCAGUAUUACAUAUGUUGAAGUCAUUGUCCCUGAAAUCUUUGAGGAACAAAAGAAAUCUAUGCAGUAGAAAUCUGGCUUUCAUAUAUAUUUCCAUCAACCCCAGCCAUGUCAUUGGUAGUAUUAGUCUCUCAUCAAGCUUUAUGUACAUCUGAGAGAAGAACCUGCUGCUUUAAAUUAAUCAUUCAUAAUUCACAAAUAGGAGCAAGUUAACAGCAGCAUUUUAACCGACCAAAAUCAAAGAAAAGGGCAGUUAGCCCACUCAGUUCCACACCAGCAAGAUUUUUUUUUUACAGGUGCCUUUGAAAAAUGAAUGCGCGCAUAUGAUCUGCUGCUCAAGUGAUUGUUAAUGUUGAACGUUGGUCCGUGGCUUUCUCGCACCAGCACCAAAAAUGAUACCACUUUGACUGUGGAAAGAGAAUUUUUUUGGUGCUUUUAAUUCCAGAAGAACUGAUUCUAUUGCCUCAUCUCCCUUUAGAGAGUAUAUUUUGGGAAAUGGGGAUCCCUUCUUAGAUCAUACUGUAUUUCUAUUUUGUUUUCACCAUGUCAGUUUUCCCAGAUGUGAUGCAUUCAAUUUUAAAAUUAAAAUAUUGAAGCAACCAA
Molecule: messenger RNA, 3595 nt
Organism: Sceloporus undulatus (fence lizard)
Lineage: Eukaryota; Metazoa; Chordata; Lepidosauria; Squamata; Phrynosomatidae
Gene: LMAN1
Product: lectin, mannose binding 1
Exons: 14
Coding region: 44-1669 (541 amino acids)
Biological process (GO): Golgi organization; endoplasmic reticulum to Golgi vesicle-mediated transport; endoplasmic reticulum organization
Cellular component (GO): endoplasmic reticulum membrane; Golgi membrane; endoplasmic reticulum-Golgi intermediate compartment
Molecular function (GO): D-mannose binding
Source: RefSeq, a predicted model, not a curated record